Messenger RNA from Strongylus vulgaris, 216 nucleotides. The record is from the annotation of a GenBank genome assembly. NCBI's taxonomy places the organism in Eukaryota, Metazoa, Nematoda, Chromadorea, Rhabditida, Strongylidae.
AUGUCGCACCCAGUCUCCUUGGAAAUGAAAGCUCGAACUGUCUUUAGGCACGACAGCUGCCCUGCCAGAGGAUUGGUUUCAAUCGGCGAUGGCCUCGAGGCGACAGCCGCAGGUCGGCCGCGACAUCGGAGCGCCACCCACGUUCAUGCCUUAUCUCCGGCAAGGCCAGCACCCUACAUCGGACGUAACAAGCGCGCCUUUCGAGUGAUUCAUUAA